This is a messenger RNA of Dioszegia hungarica, 630 nucleotides long. RefSeq names its product 2Fe-2S ferredoxin-type domain-containing protein. Lineage: Eukaryota; Fungi; Basidiomycota; Tremellomycetes; Tremellales; Bulleribasidiaceae. Gene Ontology annotation, molecular function: 2 iron, 2 sulfur cluster binding. The record is from RefSeq and is a predicted model, not a curated record. Bases 1 to 630 code for a protein of 209 amino acids. Gene Ontology annotation, biological process: positive regulation of oxidoreductase activity; P450-containing electron transport chain. The transcript is spliced from 6 exons. Gene Ontology annotation, cellular component: mitochondrion.
AUGAGUCGCUACGCUGCUCGCAUACUCACCGAAACGGCUGCUGCCAAGUCUGUGGUCAACGCUGCGCUACCGCAAAGAUCGCUUUUCUCGACCGUCUCAAAGUCAAAUCCCACUUCUGCGAUUCGUCCAUCCUCGCACAAGCCUUUGCGACAGCAGGCUGCAUCAGUCGCUGGGCCAUCGCAUCUUGCCCUCGGACAGGGGACAGGCGCCAGGUCAUUUUCUGCUAGUACUGCCCGGCAGCAUGGCGAUCUCGUCCGACCGAAGCCUGGAACAGGGAUCAAGGUGACAUUCCGGGAUCACAAAGGGAACGAUAUCAAGACGAUCGAGGGGAAUGAGGGGGAUGAUCUGUUGAGUCUGGCGCACGAGUGGGAUGUGGACCUUGAGGGAGCAUGCGAGAAGUCGCUAGCCUGCUCGACAUGCCACGUCGUGCUCGAUCCCGAGAUAUACGACAAGCUGCCCGAGCCGGAGGAUGAGGAGAACGACAUGCUGGAUCUGGCAUUUGGGCUGGAAGAUACCUCCCGACUAGGAUGUCAAGUCUUGCUGACCAAGGAUCUCGACGGGAUGAUUGCCAAGCUUCCGUCGGCUACGCGGAAUAUGUAUGUGGACGGCGCGAAGGCGAGGACUCAUUGA